This is a messenger RNA of Lethenteron reissneri (Far Eastern brook lamprey), 5163 nucleotides long. RefSeq names its product zinc finger protein 208-like. Gene Ontology annotation, biological process: regulation of transcription by RNA polymerase II. Lineage: Eukaryota; Metazoa; Chordata; Hyperoartia; Petromyzontiformes; Petromyzontidae. Gene Ontology annotation, cellular component: PcG protein complex; transcription regulator complex; chromatin. The record is from RefSeq and is a predicted model, not a curated record. Gene Ontology annotation, molecular function: RNA polymerase II cis-regulatory region sequence-specific DNA binding; DNA-binding transcription factor activity, RNA polymerase II-specific.
AGGAAGAGCGGCGAUGUCAAACGAGGAGGACGCGGCGAUCCCCGUCCGCGUGGCCGCGCGCUGCCGCCCCAAUGGCGCCGCGGGGCUGCGGGAUGGCUGCGUCCCCUGCGUCACCGUCGCACCCGGCGAGCCGCAGAGCCGCUCGUUGUGGGAGGAGAGUGUCUUGUCCUGCAAGUGACGUCAUGUCACCUCGUGACGUCACGAGGGACCAGGAAGUUGCCGCUCCGCGCUCGCACUGCAAUCCGAGGCCACGCCCGCUUGAGCUGCUGUACCGCUCUUGUUUUCAGAAGCGACCUGCCAACAACAACAACAAGGCAGAGGUGGGACAAAGUCAUUGUUAUGCAAGUCCAAGUCGAGUCUGAAGUCAUCAAAUUCAUGACUCGAGUCUGACUCGAGUCCACACCUCUGCAACAAGCUGUCGCUGCCUCUGCAGAAGUGGUCUCAUGGAGCAAAGGCACUCGGCGCAGCUCGGUGCAAAAAGGCAUCAAUGCGACCGGUGUGCAUACAGCACGGAUCGUCCUGCACAUUUGACACUGCACCAGAGAACUCACACUGGGGAGAAACCCUUCAAGUGCAGUGUGUGUGGGAAGGCGUUUGCACGGUCAUCUACUCUUGUAGAACACCAGAGAACACACACGGGAGAGAAACCCUUCAAGUGCAGUGUGUGUGGGAAGACGUUUGCACAUUCAUCUGCUCUUGUAGCACACCAGAGAACUCACACGGGAGAUAAACCCUUCAAGUGCAGUGUGUGUGGGAAGGUGUUUGGACAGUCAUCUGCUCUUGUAAAACACCAGAGAACACACACGGGAGAGAAACCCUUUAAGUGCACUUUGUGUGGGAAGGCGUUUUCAUAUUCAUCUGCUCUUGUAAGACACCAGAGAACACACACGGGAGAGAAACCCUUUAAGUGCACUUUGUGUGGGAAGGCGUUUUCAGAUUCAUCUGCUCUUGUAAAACACCAGAGAACCCUCAUGGGAGAGAAACCCUUCAAGUGCAGUGUGUGUGGGAAGGCGUUUUCACGUUCAUCUGAUCUUAAAAUACACCAGAGAACACACACGGGAGAAAAACCCUUCAAGUGCGGUGUGUGUGAGAAGGCAUUUAUCUACUCUUGUAAAAACAAGAGAACACACACGGGAGAGAAACCCUUCAAGUGCAGUGUGUGUGGGAAGGCAUUUUCACAGUCAUCUACUCUUAUAGCACACCAGAGAACACACACGGGAGAGAAACCCUUCAAGUGCAGUGUGUGUGGGAAGGCGUUUGCAUGUUCAUCUACUCUUGGAGCACACCAGAGAACACACACGGGAGAGAAACCCUUCAAGUGCAGUGUGUGUGGGAAGGCGUUUGCACGUUCAGCUCAUCUUGUAAAACACCAGAGAACACACACGGGAGAAAAACCCUUCAAGUGCAGUUUGUGUGGGAAGGCGUUUGCACUUUCACCAAAUCUUCAAAGACACCAGAGAUCACGCAAGCAUCAGAAGAUCCACAAGGAGUGGAGUCUGAAAUCAGCUUGUGAAAGUCAAAGUGCCUCAAUGAGCCCAUCCAUCAUCAAACAAGAACCGGAAGAAAAUCUCAGCUUGGACACUUUCAAAGAAAUCAAGGUGAAAUAUGAAGAGGUGAAGGUGAAAUGUGAAGAUGAAGAUUCAAUUCCAAAAUGGGACCUUCACAUCGAUGGAGACAACGUGAAGCAGCAUGUCACCUGCCUCGUGACGUCACGAUGUAACAGGAAGUUGCCGCUCCGCGCUCGCAUUGAAAUCCGAGGCCAAUUCCGCUUGAGCUGCUAUACCGCUCUUGUUUUCAGAAGCGACCUGCCAACAACAAGCUGUUGCUUCCUCUGCAGAAUUGGUCUUAUGGAGCAAAGGCACUCGGCGCAGCUCGGUGCAAAAAGGCAUCAAUGCGACCGGUGUGCAUACAGCACGGAUCGUCCUGGACAUUUGACACAGCACCAGAGAACACACACAGGAGAGAAACCCUUCAGGUGCAGUGUGUGUGGGAAGGCGUUUGCACGUUCAUCUCCUCUUGUAGCACACCAGAGAACACACACAGGAGAAAAACCCUUCAAGUGCAGUGUGUGUGGGAAGGCGUUUGCACGUUCAUCGACUCUUAAAAAACACCAGAGAACACACACGGGAGAGAAACCCUUCAAGUGCAGUGUGUGUGGGAAGGCGUUUGCACAUUCAUCGACUCUUAGAAAACACCAGGGAACACACACGGGAGAGAAACCCUUCAAGUGCAGUGUGUGUGGGAAGGCGUUUGCACAUUCAUCAACUCUUAAAAAACACCAGAGAACACACACGGGAGAGAAACCCUUCAAGUGCAGUGUGUGUGGGAAGGCGUUUUCACAGUCACCUGCUCUUGUAGAACACCAGAGAACACACACGGGAGAGAAACCCUUCAAGUGCAGUGUGUGUGGGAAGGCAUUUUCAGUUUCAUCAAAUCUUCAUGUACACCAGAGAACACACACGGGAGAGAAAGCCUUCAAGUGCAGUGUGUGUGGGAAGGCGUUUCCACAUUCAUCUGAUCUUGUAACACACCAGAGAACACACACAGGAGAGAAACCCUUCAAGUGCAGUGUGUGUGGGAAGGCAUUUUCAGUUUCAUCAAAUCUUCAUGUACACCAGAGAACACACACGGGAGAGAAAGCCUUCAAGUGCAGUGUGUGUGGGAAGGCGUUUGCACGUUCAUCUACUCUUAAAAUACACCAGAGAUCACACACGGGAGAGAAACCCUUCAAGUGCAGUGUGUGUGGGAAGGCUUUUGCACAGUCAUCUACUCUUGUAGAACACCAGAGAACACACACAGGAGAGAAACCCUUUAAGUGCAGUGUGUGUGGGAAGGUGUUUGCACAGUCACCACAUCUUCAAGUACACCAGAGAACACACACGGGAGAGAAAGCCUUCAAGUGCAGUGUGUGUGGGAAGGCGUUUGUACAUUCAUCUACUCUUGUAGAACACCAGAGAACACACACGGGAGACAAACCCUUCAAGUGCAGUGUGUGUAGGAAGGCGUUUGCACGUUCAUCUGCUCUUGUAGAACACCAGAGAACACACACAGGAGAGAAACCCUUCAAGUGCAGUGUGUGUGGGAAGGCGUUUGCACUUUCAUCAAAUCUUCAUGCACACCAGAGAACACACAUGGGAGAAAAACCCUUCAAGUGCAGUGUGUGUGGGAAGGCGUUUACACAGUCAUCUGCUCUUGAAAGACACCAGAGAACACAGAAGCAUCAAAAGAUCCACAAGGAGUGGAGUCUGAAAUCAGCUUGUGAAAGUCAAAGUGCUGCAAUGAGCCCAUCCCUCAUCAAACAAGAACCGGAAGUGUAUCCCAGCUUGGACACUUUUAAAGGUAUCGAGGUGAAACAUGAAGAGGUGAAAUGUGAAGAAGUGAUGGUGAAGAGCGAAGAAGUGAAGGUAAAAUGUGAAGAUGAAGAUUCAACUCCAAAAUCGGACCUUCACAUCGAUGGAGGCAACGUGAAGCAGGAGGAGAAUUCUGACUGUGAGGCAGAGCGAGGCAACUCCCAGCAGUUUGUGGAAGUGGAGGUGUGGGUGGACUUCGUCCGAGACAAUACAAAGUCAAAUUGUAACAGGAAGUUGCCGCUCCGCGCUCGCAUUGAAAUCCGAGGCCAAGCCCGCUUGAGCUGCUAUACCGCUCUUGUUUUCAGAAGCGACCUUCCCACAACAACAACAACAACAAGCUGUCGCUUCUUCUGCAGAAUUGGUCUGAUGGAGCAAAGGCACUCGGCUCAGCUCUGUACAACAAGGCAACAAUGCGACCGGUGUUCAUACAGCACGGAUCAUCAUGGACAUUUGACACAACACCAGAGAACUCACACGGGAGAUAAACCCUUCAAGUGCAGUGUGUGUGGGAAGGCGUUUGCACAGUCAUAUGCUCUUGUAAUACACCAGAGAACCCACACGGGAGAGAAACCCUUCAAGUGCGGUGUGUGUGGGAAGGCGUUUGCACUUUCAUCUACUCUUGUAGAACACCAGAGAACACACACGGGAGAGAAACCCUUCAAGUGCAGUGUAUGUGGGAAGGCGUUUGCACAUUCAUCUACUCUUGUAAAACACCAGAGAAUCCACACGGGAGAGAAACCCUUCAAGUGCAGUGUGUGUGGGAAGGCGUUUGCACAGUCAUAUGCUCUUGUAGAGCACCAGAGAACACACAUGGGAGAGAAACCCUUCAAGUGUAGUGUGUGUGGGAAGGCGUUUGCACAGUCAUCUGCUCUUGUAAAACAUCAGAGAACACACACGAGCGAGAAACCCUUCAAGUGCAGUGUAUGUGGGAAGGCGUUUGCACAGUCAUCUGCUCUUGUAAUACACCAGAGAACCCACACGGGAGAUAAACGCUUCAAGUGCGGUGUGUGUGGGAAGGCGUUUGCACUUUCAACUAAUCUUGUAGAACACCAGAGAAUACACACGGGAGAGAAACCCUUCAAGUGCAGAGUGUGUGGGAAGGCGUUUGCACAGUCAUCUACUCGUGAAGCACACCAGAGAACACACACAGGAGAGAAACCCUUCAAGUGCAGUGUGUGUGGGAAGGCGUUUGCACAUUCAUCUACUCUUGUAAUACACCAGAGAACCCACACGGGAGAUAAACCCUUCAAGUGCAGUGUUUGUGAGAGGGCGUUUACACAGUCACAUCAUGUUGUAGCACACCAGAGAACACACAUGGGAGAGAAAUCCUUCAAUUGCAGUGUGUGUGGGAAGGAGUUUGCACUUUCAUCAAAUCUUCAUGUACACCAGAGAGCACACAAGCAUCACAAUAUCCACCAGGGGUGGAGUCUGAAAUCAGCUUGUGAAAGUCAAAGUGCCGCAAUGAGCCCAUCCCUCAUCAAACAAGAACCGGAAGAAAAUCCCAGCUUGGACACUUUCAAAGGUAUCAAGGUGAAAUAUGAAGAGGUGAAGGUGAAAUGUGAAGAAGUGAUGGUGAAGAGCGAAGAAGUGAAGGUAAAAUGUGAAGAUGAAGAUUCAACUCCAAAAUCUGAUCUUCACGUCGAUGGAGGCAACGUGAAGCAGGAGGAGAAUUCUGACUGUGAGGCAGAGCCAGGCAACUCCCAGCAGUUUGUGGAAGUGGAGGUGUGGGUGGACUUCCUCCGAGACAAUACAAAGUCAAAUGGAGACCCGGGAGAUGUGUAAGGCAGUGACGAUGCUGCUCCAAUAGAUGCCC